Clupea harengus (Atlantic herring) is the source of this 3149-nucleotide messenger RNA. RefSeq lists its product as uncharacterized. Gene Ontology annotation, molecular function: double-stranded telomeric DNA binding. Bases 369 to 1829 code for a protein of 486 amino acids. The record is from RefSeq and is a predicted model, not a curated record. Gene Ontology annotation, cellular component: nucleus. The transcript has 11 exons. Gene Ontology annotation, biological process: positive regulation of DNA-templated transcription. NCBI's taxonomy places the organism in Eukaryota, Metazoa, Chordata, Actinopteri, Clupeiformes, Clupeidae.
AGUGUGAGCUUUAUCCAUUCGGUGCAGUUAAUUGCAAAAACAACAUAGGCGCAUGCGGAUGCGACUACAGACAGUGUGUUUCAUCAAUUUAGUUUUUUUAAUAUUCUACACUGGUAGCAUAAACACUUCCUGAAUCAAGUUGGGACAGCUGCAGGUGAGAGGUCAGACCGAAUUCCCUUUCCACACCGACCGCCUACCUCACCGCAGCAUCCCGGGACAAUGUGACCCAUCUGGUUCACCUUCAAUAGCUAGUUGGGACUGUUCAAAGUGGAAAGCAGUGCCAGUACAGUGCACCAGCCACGUCGUCUGGCUGCGGCAAACAUCUCAGCACUUAGCAGCUGCACUGGGAGCCCGUGUUUUUCUGAGCCAUGCGACAGUGGUGCCUACCUGCCGUGGCUCCACGCACUGAACCGCUCCCUACGGGCCGACUGUCGCCUGCGCUCUCAGAUGCCAGGAUGGAGUGUUGUGAUGUGGAGCCUCGCUACACCAUCGAGCAGAUUGACCUCCUUCAGCGUCUUAGACUUUCAGGCAUGACCAAACCGCAGAUCAUUCAGGCUCUAGACUCUUUGGAGCGGCUUGAUUCUGACCACCGCUCCCCUUCCUGCUGUGACAACCACCCUGAUCCUCCCACUGUUGUUGCCAAUGCAGCAACAGUCGCGUCUUCAUCGUCGUCGUCAUCAUCUUCCUCUCUCACCUCCGCCACCACACAGACCCCUGUGAUGGAGGCCUCGCUGUCACCAAGCAACAGCUAUGAGGCCUCACCUCCGCCCCUUUACCCCCCUAGUGGAGUCCAGCGCUCAUUCAGCUAUGACCUGCCGGAGGAGGACUGGGACCUGGAGGAGAAGGUGGAGGAGUACAUGAGGAGAGAUAGCAACUUGGUGAAGGAGGAGAUCAAGGCCUUCUUGAAUAACAGGAGGAUCUCUCAGGCCAUCGUUGGACAGGUCACAGGCAUCAGCCAAAGCUACAUCUCCCAAUGGCUGCUGCAGCAGGGUUUGGAGAUGAGCGACUCAAAGCGCAGGGCCUUCUACCGGUGGUACCUGCUGGAACGCAACAGCCCAGGAAUCAGAUGGAGCGAAAGCCAGCACACGCAGAGCCCUAGGAGCAGGAAUGACGCCCCCUGGAGUAGGCAGAGGGAACUGCUGCUGCACCUGCUGCCAUGGUACUCUGCCCACCAGCAGGCUCAGGCUCAGACAGUGUCUCCUCAUGCAGGAGCCACGUUGUCCAUGCGCUCCCUGGUGAAGGAGGAACCUGACUGGAGGAUGGGGGGUAGCCCUGGGGAUCGUGGAAUCAUGGGCGGGCCUUUCCGGCUGCGCAGGGGGAGCCGUUUUACCUGGAGGAAGGAGUGCCAGUCAAUCAUGGAGAGUUUCUUCAUGGAAAAUCAGUAUCCUGAUGAGGCUAAGAGAGAGGAGAUCGCCAAUGCCUGCAACUCAGUCAUCCAGAAACCAGGCUGCAAGCUGUCUGAGUUUGAGCGGGUCACAGCGCUGAAGGUGUACAACUGGUUUGCCAACCGCAGGAAGGAGAUGAAGAGACGUGCCAACAUUGAGGCAGCCAUCUUGGAAAGCCAUGGCAUAGAGGUGCCCAGCCCCAGCUGUCACUCAAAUGGGGAGGAGACCGAGCCACAGGAGUUUCCUGAGCAGGUGCCUCAGCGUUUCACUGAACAGGAGGAGCUGCCACAGAAGAAGGACGCUGAUCAAGAUGGAAGCUCGUUGACUGCUAUGGAGGUAGCACCCCUCCCCCUCCCCCUCCCCCUCCCCCUCCCCAGCCCCUCCACCCAGCUGCUUGAUCAGAAGUUCGAGGAAUCCAAACGAGAAGCCGUGGACGAGGAGUGACAAGGGGAGACCACUCCUUCCACUCCUUGGGAUAGGAUAGACCAGACCUCCUAGGUGGGGCAUGGUAUGGUGUGAGGCCUGGCCAGGAGACCACACCAAAAUACUCUUGUGCCUCCAGUGGUAGGGAGGCCACUGUAUGUAACUACGGGAAAAAUGCUUAUAGUACUGGCAAUAUUUAUCUCUAUAUAUUGUGCAUUCCAAGGUCCUCAGACAGGGAGAGAAGCAGAUAUGGUGCAAACUGGUAGUCUCCACUUCUCCCUUUAUUCUAAAGCCUCACUCUCUCACUGUUCUUAUGGUUUAGCGCUUAGUUGAAGUACGUGCAAGAGAUGGAGCAGAGGACCUGCAGGACAGGUGCGCUAGUUGGGUUGAAGGGACACAGAAAACACUGCUGAGCUGGGGGGUCCUGGAGGGGCCUGGAGGUCCCCUCAGGUCAGGGUGACGGUCAAAAGAUGGAGGUUGGCCCUGAAAGACGAGCAACAACUCAGGAAAACUCAAGCAGAAAUCGAGCGCGAAAACAAACGAGAAAGAAGAAUUUAUGUCUCUAUAUGCAUUUAAUAUAGUUUUAAUCAGUGGAAUCUCUCCCAAUCAUGGUGGCUUCCUUCAGAGACUGUUAUGGACACUUCCUCACAUCUGAGUCGGUGUGCCAUAUAUGUUACUUUCUGUUAUCAUUUUUUUGUAUCAGUAAGUUGAGUGCUAUUUAGUUUUGUGCAUAAGCUUGUGCUAGCAGAAGCAUAUGCAUUUCAUGCCAUUUUUUAUUUGAUCAAGUAGAAACAUUCUGCCCUCUCAGUACAGUCACUAAUUAUGUCCUACAGACUGCUAUGGGCUUUCAAAUGAGUGGGUCAUUAUUUACAUUUGUUUUUGUUUUUAUAUAUGUAUGAUUGUAUUCUUGAGCACUUUCCAUCAUAAGCUAGUGCAGUAUGUAAGACUAUACUAAGCUAUACUCUCACAUUAUAUAUUUAGCAUCUAAUGCUAUAUGCUGCUUUUCCAAGCCGGUCAGCCUUUUUGGCCAGCUGCUCUUUCCUCACCUCAGCCCUUCUUAAGCCAAAGCUAUACUGAGGUGAAUAUGCACAGUUAGUACCUUGACAAAGUCUGACCUCACUGGAGCUAUGACGUUCCUUUAAGGUGGAAGGGGGGGAAAUGGGGGCUCAUCAGAUGUUCAGAAGGCUUAAAUGAUCUUUGUUAACAUUACAGUGAGAAAAAAAAUGAAAGAUUAAUCUGAAUUCUGUGCUCAUAGUUCAAACUUAUCAUAAUGCAGCACUUUGCCACCCUCUUUGUCUGCUUUACCCAGUGAUAUGAAAUAAAACUCUGUAAAGAAAUGAA